Molecule: messenger RNA, 2061 nt
Organism: Ascochyta rabiei
Lineage: Eukaryota; Fungi; Ascomycota; Dothideomycetes; Pleosporales; Didymellaceae
Exons: 1
Coding region: 1-2061 (686 amino acids)
Molecular function (GO): cholinesterase activity
Source: RefSeq, a predicted model, not a curated record
AUGGCUGCACGCAUGCCUCCCCUCUUAGCCUCAUCACUGUGUCUCGCAUCUCUGGUAGCAUGCGUUCCCAACCCACGCACCCUCGACUCAGAUCUAACCAUACUAACCCACAACGACCUGUAUGGUAACAGCAGCCACAGACAAGCUUCCACCAUCGUCAUCAGCAAGCGCCAGUCCUACUCAGCCUCGGCUUCGACUUGUGCAGCGCUGGGAGAAACGCUAUGGUCCAUCGAGCGCGUUCCGCAAGAGCUUGCGCUCCUACAGUAUCUUGGACAUGGCAGUAAGACACAAAGUCAGACUCUCUAUUGGGUGGCAGGUGCUGCAGACGCCAAAUGUACCGCCGUUACAGGAAAAGGCCGCACCCAGCGGCUGCCGUGCAACACCCUUCUGCCAGCGCUCUGCUACAACUCGGCGGCCCUCAGCUCACCGGAUUCAACUGACACGCGCACCAAGUGGCAGACAGCAGUCACGACGGGAAAUGCAACCAUCCUGGGCUACCGCGAUAAACACUCGUUCCGUUUCCAGGGCAUCAAGUACGCUACUAUACCCAACCGUUUCUCGGACUCUGUCUACCUGCCGCCUGCUGGGUCGAACAUCUCAGCACUUUCAUACGGGCCUCAAUGCAUACAAGGUAGCUGUAGUUCUGGCUCGGCGUCAUGCAGCGAAGACUGCCUGUAUUUGAAUAUCUGGAGCCCGUCCCUCCCUAGUCAGAAAAACUCCAAGAUCAAAAAGAAAGCCGUCAUGGUCUGGGUCCACGGCGGUGGCUUCGUCAGUGGCUCAGGUAGCGACACAACUUUUGAUGGUGGAGCCAUUGCAUCUCGUGGCGAUGUGGUUCUUGUGACAAUUAACUACCGACUCGGAAAUCUGGGCUUUUUGGCACUGCAUGGCACUUCCCUGACAGGUAACUACGGUUUGAAAGACCAGAGUACUGCGCUGGACUGGCUUCACGCUCACAUCGAUGCCUUUGCCGGCGACAAGGACAGGAUCACCGUCUUUGGCCAGAGUACUGGCGCAGCCUCUGUGAGAGCGCUACUUGCCUCACCAGAGGCUCGUCACAAGUUUGCAGGUGCAAUUACUCAGAGCACCCCCCAAGGCUUAAACUACGCUUCGACCUUCGCCAAGUACCUGACCAUCACCGAGGCUACCAACCAGACCAAGUCUCUUCUUAACGAGACUGGAUGCGCCUCGACCAACAGUGACACCAUCCUCAGUUGCCUGCAAGCCGUCAGCCCCCUCGCUCUUACCACCGGUACCGUGGCCUCCUACCCGGUAGUUGAUAACACGUUCCUCACGGCCUCCACCCUCCCACUCGGCUCCGCAGCAUCAAAGCUCAACGUUACCCUGCUCUCAGGUAUUAUGCACGACGACGGCUCACCCUUUGCCGCCUACCCAAGCAGCGCGAACCUCACCGCCGCGCUUCUUGAGCAAGACCUCCCGGUCUCCACCGUCUUGGACGCUAAUCUCUUCCCUCUCCCCACCGCUCCGAACUCCACACUUGCCAUCUUUAACGUCACAAGCCGCGUGGCAACAGACGCCAUGUUCCGCUGCCUCGCCCAAUCGACCGCCUCGAUCGGCUCCAAGAACUCCGUGUUCAAGAAAGUAUAUGCCUACGAAUUUGAUCGCGCCUUCCAGCUGCUAUCCUAUAGUCCAAACCCGCCCGCCUGCGAAGCCCCGCGCGAUGCCGCGCAUCCAUUCGGCAACCCAGGCAAGCCGUACUACAAGUGCCACUCGGGAGAACUCUACUACGUAUUCGGCACGCUUGUACGCGAGGGGGGCCAUCUGCGCGACGACAACGACAUGAAAUUCUCGCAGUUUGUCUUGGACUCCUGGACCAGCUUUGCGAGGACGGGGGAUCCGACGCCAGAUCAGGGUUUUUUGGAGACUAGGCGGUUUACCAAUACCACGGAUCUCGUGCUGGCGUCGCGCAGGUGGAGGCCUGUUGGUGAUGGUGGCACGGACGCGACGCUGCGCGUGCUGGACGUCAGGCCGCGCGACCAAGGGUGGAGGGAGAUCGAGCAGUGCGAGGCGCUGGGGUUUGGGCUUGGGUAUUACGAUGAAUAG